Molecule: messenger RNA, 1533 nt
Organism: Protobothrops mucrosquamatus (brown spotted pit viper)
Lineage: Eukaryota; Metazoa; Chordata; Lepidosauria; Squamata; Viperidae
Product: immunoglobulin superfamily member 1
Exons: 8
Coding region: 178-1533 (451 amino acids)
Source: RefSeq, a predicted model, not a curated record
AGGAGUCUGUUGUCUGAAUUAAGCUGCUUUGGGGGGACUGUAUGUGCAGGACAAGAUUUUUUCCAUAGAUUCUUGUGAUAUUUCAGCAUCAACCGGAGAGGUUCCUUUGAGCAACCGGACGGGACAAGACAGAAGACCUAGGAAGCCGGAAGAUCUGUUGCCUACAAAAAUCCUAGCAUGAGGCUGAUUUUCAAUCUGUUCCUGGGAUGGUGGCUGACCCAGCAUAGGUGGAUGGCUGAAGGACAAACUUAUCGCCGACCUUCCAUCUCGGUGAAUCCCAGUAACGUAGUUGCUGUGGGGCAGAAUAUAAUCAUCACUUGCAAGAAGGAAGAGAACGUAAAAAGGACAUUCAUUUUCUAUCUAUACAAAGGAAAUGUGGAAAUGGAUCAUGGAGAUACAGACCACGAUGAGUUUGAAUUUCGUAUUAUCAAUGCCCAAGAAUCACACCAGGGGCAAUACAGUUGUGUAUAUAAAUCACUUUCCUACAAUUGGUCACCCUCCAGCCGGACAGUUGAUAUCUAUGUGCGAGCACAACUCUAUCCCAGCCCCUCUAUUUCAGUGAUCCCCAGUGGCCUGGUUGACCUAGGAAAACAAGUCAUCAUCCAAUGCAAACGGGAAAGUUACCAAAAUAUACUAUUUAACUUCUUCAAAAAAGGGGCUUUGGAACAACUAGUAAUCCCACUUGUAUGGAACUACUGGACUGGAUCCAUUAUUUUCAAUGCCCAAGAAUCAAACGGAGGGAUCUAUUUUUGUGACUAUGGAUUCUACCCUCACAACAUAUAUUCAAAGUUCAGUAAUAAAAUAUAUAUCAAUAUAACAGAUCCCACGGCCCACAAGCCUUCCAUCUACCUGGAACCAAAGAGACAGCAAAUGCUUGGUACAAAUGUCCAGAUCUACUGCCAGGGGCCAGAAGAUGAUCUGAACUAUUUCUUCUAUAAGUCAACAGUCUUCGUAACAUCCCAAAGGGCAAAACCAAACAGUUCCUUGGCUGAGUUUUCCAUCUCGGGAGUCAGAUUGGAAGACAUUGGGAACUACAGUUGUUGUUAUCAGCUUAAAAAAAAUCCCUUUAUGUAUUCAAAGUUAAGUGAUCCUCUGCAGCUGCAAGUAAGAGAUCCCAGCCUGAUCAAGCCUUCCAUCCAGAUUAUAAACGCAGAACAAGAUGCUCCAGAAGCAAACAUCUCCAUACGGUGUGAGGGGACAGAACCAGAUCUGAUUUUUGCUCUUCUGAAAUCAAAGCAGCAGAUAGAUUACAAGGCUGCAAAGCUGGGGGAAAGGGCAGUGAAUUUUUCUCUCCCCUGGGUGAAGUUGGAAGAGGCACAAAAUUAUACCUGCCAGUACCAGAACAAAAGCAGCCCCUUUGUCUGGUCAGUGCCAAGUGACCCACUGGAGAGGCCUCGGAAAGCUGCAUCCUUAAUAACUCUAUGGACAAGCAUUGCUGCAUUCCUUUUCCUUCUGGCUGUCCUCCUACUGGUACUUAUCCUCAUUUUAUACAGAAAAAGAAGAAAAGUACAGGUGUUCCUGAACUUACAGUAG